Messenger RNA from Apis cerana (Asiatic honeybee), 2213 nucleotides. RefSeq names its product pancreatic triacylglycerol lipase. Gene Ontology annotation, biological process: lipid catabolic process. The record is from RefSeq and is a predicted model, not a curated record. Lineage: Eukaryota; Metazoa; Arthropoda; Insecta; Hymenoptera; Apidae. Gene Ontology annotation, molecular function: triacylglycerol lipase activity; serine hydrolase activity.
CACCCCUUGCAGAACGGUCAACCAAGUGGUGGACAAGAGAUUUCGAAACGUUCGAAUGGAGUAUGCUCGUCGAGUUCAGUUGAGUGUCGGUCUCUCUCUGUGUCGCAUCUUUUUAGUUAUCAAUCGAUUUCUCGCCUUUCAGUACUUCGCAAUUGUCAUUGUUGACAUUUCAUGAAAAACAGAAACUAAUCAUUGAUCAAUCUCUAAUGAACAAUAAUUGGUGACUGUUAUAUGAAACUGCUAGUUGGAGGAUCGAAAAUUUUUUAGUUAAUACUGUCAAUUAUUAUGAAAUCGAAGGCCAUGUGAAACUGUGACAUGAUAGACAAACUUCAAAAAUGAUAAGGAGAAAAAAACAAAGAGUCAUCGAAGAUGAAGAAACAUUAAUUUUGCUAUUUGUCGCAUUGGCUCCUGUUAUCUGCUCCGCCGGAGUUUUGGAUCCUUGGCAGUGGGCACGUAGCGAUCGAAUAGAAGUCAACAUUCCUUGGUUGCCGUUUGAGAAUGAGACACGAUGCUACGAUGAACUAGGCUGUUUAAACAUAACCAGGAACUGGUAUCAUCUGAUACAUAGACCACUUAAUGUCUUCCCUUUACCACGAGAAGUUAUCAAUACAAGGUUUAUUCUGUAUACAAACGAAAAUCUCAUCGAGGGUCAGGUAUUGACAGUUGCAAAAGAUAAAUUGAUUAAACGAUCAAACUUCAAUUCUAAAAGAAAAACAAAAUUCAUUAUACACGGGUUCAUAGAUACUCCCCUGAGCAACUGGGUUAAGGAAAUGAGAAAUGAAUUGCUAAAACAUGAUGACUAUAAUGUCAUCAUAGUUGACUGGGCUGGAGGGAGUUUACCACUUUAUACUCAAGCAACUGCUAAUACCAGACUGGUGGGCCUUGAAAUAGCUCAUCUUAUUAAACAUUUACAGACAAAUUAUGGACUGGAUCCAAAUGAUGUGCACCUAAUUGGACAUAGCUUGGGAGCUCAUACUGCAGGAUAUGCUGGAGAAAAAAUGGGAGGAAGUAUUGGUCGUAUUACUGGAUUAGAUCCUGCAGAGCCUUAUUUUCAAGGAAUGCCUAAUCAUUUACGAUUAGAUUACACUGAUGCCAAGUUGGUUGAUGUCAUUCAUACUGAUGGCAAAAGCAUUUUUUUUUUAGGACUUCCAGGAUAUGGAAUGAGCCAGCCAUGUGGUCAUUUAGAUUUUUAUCCAAAUAAUGGCAAAGAACAACCAGGAUGUACAGAUCUAAGCGAAACAACUCCUUCUUUACCCUUAACUCUCAUUAAAGAAGGUCUGGAGGAAGCAUCACGAGUGCUGGUAGCUUGCAACCAUGUGCGUGCCAUAAAACUCUUCAUUGAAAGCAUUAAUUCCAAGUGCCAAUAUGUGGCCCAUGAAUGCUCCAGUUACACCAGCUUCCUCAGGGGCGAAUGUUUCUCAUGCAAGAGUAACAAUAGUCUUAGUUGUGGUAUUAUGGGCUAUCAUGCGGACACUAGUCCAGCCUUAAUAGAAAGACAAGUUAUGGGACAAGAUCUUUUGUCUUUGUUAGGCUCCAAAUUUUUCUUUACCACAGGCAAGGAGGAUCCCUAUUGUAGGAAACAUUAUAGGAUCACUAUCAAUCUCGCUCAACCAUCGUCUGCAGAGAGUUGGGUUCAAGGUUUCAUGAAAGUUACUUUUCAUGCAGAAAACGGCAUUAUUCGUGAUGUUGAUCUUACACCUAGUGGUUAUAUGAAAUUGGAACACGGUUCGACAGUCCGAAUGGUCGUUGCUCAUCCAGCUGGAGCAUCCGCUUCACUUGGAAAAAUCAGGCGUGUUGAACUUUCAUGGACCUACGAUAUGGAUGUAUUGCAACCAAGAUCGCUGUGCUUUUUCUGGUGUAACGAUCGUCUUUAUGUAAAUAGUGUUACUGUAGACGUAAUGGAACUACCAGGAAGAGGAAAAAGAGAAGCAGACAUCACCAGUAAACUUUGUUCAGCAAAUAGAAAAGAAUAUGCAGAAAUUGCCAGUGGCUCCAUAGCAUCUUUCAUCGAUAAUUGCUGACAAUAUCUUCAAUUAUGUAUCUCAUUAUAACGUGAUAAUUUGAGGUUUUUGUUCCUGUGGAAAAUAUAAAAAUAAAAAUGAACCUAAUGUAUUUGACACACAAAUAAUGACAUUCAAUAGCAUAAAUGAAAAUUAUGAAAUAUGUGCAAAUAUUAAUUAAUAUUAUAUUUUAUGGAAUUCUUUGAUUUAAAA